This is a messenger RNA of Daktulosphaira vitifoliae (grape phylloxera), 1344 nucleotides long. RefSeq lists its product as uncharacterized. The transcript is spliced from 7 exons. The coding region runs from base 142 to 1227 and encodes 361 amino acids. Lineage: Eukaryota; Metazoa; Arthropoda; Insecta; Hemiptera; Phylloxeridae. The record is from RefSeq and is a predicted model, not a curated record.
AUUUAGGUGUUCAUUUUAUGUACAGAUGCAUUAUUGUACUUGACUAGCAUUCAGAGCGCGCUUAAACAAAAAUAAUUUCAGUGAACCGUUGUGUCACGAGCUAAUCGGUUGUCUGCUUCACACGUGGACGGAUUACAAGAUAUGACUACUAUUAAAACUAGCCACGCUGCUUCAACGACGAAUGGUAAACACAUGCGGUCACAUAGUUUGAAGAGUUUGCCAGAAGUUCAAGCGGUGGUUAUUACGGAUAAAAAGAAACAAAGCACUUAUGCGACAGGCGAUACACAAAACGUGCUCACAACAGCUAAAAUUACUUCUACAUGGAAACAGGCUUGCGAUCGCACUAGAGAUCGAACAAAACAGUUAUUACGAAGAACCAUGUCAUGGAAGAGUAAUACUAAUUCAAUUCCGCAACCAGAAGUACAAAUAACGGAGGAUGAAGAAUGUGUGAAUUCUGCACUUGAAGUGUACAUAAGAGCUACUUGGGUGAAACGUUGUUCAGGCAAAACCAAUGAAAAAAAGACGGAUUAUCUAGUUGAAUUGUCUUCUAUACAGGAGGAAAAGUUUAUACAUUUCUUCAAAUAUUAUUUAGAUGGAGAUUGUGAUGGGUUUGUAUUUGAACAUGAUUUUCAUCAGUUGUUCGAGAAACUGAGGAGGUUCGCAGAUUGGUCACCCCAGUGCCAUGAAUAUAUAAUAUCGAAACAAGUAUUAGAAGAAUUAGUUCGAGUAUUUUUUCCUUGCAAAGAAGGCCAAAAUGUUGCAUUUAUUAGCUUAUCAAUGGACGAUUGGUUAAAAACAUGGCAACAUUACUUAAACGGAUGCUCAACUAUAUCAAAUCUACCGUUGUGGCUCAAAUAUCUAAUGAACAUUUUGUUUAAAUCGUUGGAUUCGGGAAAUGGUGUAAUUAAAAGAGAAAAUUUACAAAGGUUUUACUGUACGUUUUUAGAUUCAAAUUGUGAAGAAUCAAAAGAACCGAUGAUUGACAAUGUUUAUAAGUUUUUAACAUCAAAUGGUGAUUUUCUUUUGGACUAUGAGGUAUGGAGUCUAUGCUUUGCUAACUGGUUACUGGGUACCAAACCUAAUGGAUCAGGACAAUGGUUAUUCGGCAGAUGUGGCUUAACUUCUGAUUUUUUCCCUAUCGAUUAUUCAGCUAUGAAUUCAACGAAAGAAAUGAGAGAUACUUAUUCCUUAAAAAGACGAAGUCAUAGAUAUUCAGUAAUUGUCUAAAAGUAAAGAAAACACAAAAAUAAUCAAUACUAUUCAUGUUGUAUAAUUGUAAGUGUUGUUGCUAUGAUAACAUUGAACACAACUUUGUUGAAUAACUUAAUAAAUAAGUUAUUAAAU